UCAAUGUUUUAUGCUCCAUUUUUGCCGUAGACUAUACGUAACCUGCUAUCAUUCCAUUUAAACUAAUAAUAUAUGCACACGCUGUAACAGCAGUAUAAUAUUCACAAAACAUUGGAGACACGAAGGGAAAGAAAUUAGGCUCCGCACAAACCUGCAGCUGCUGGCAACAUUAGCACGCGUGAGCCCAGCCUGCGUUUGUGCUUGUACGAGAGAUCUCCAUACAUAUUAAUAUUAUUCCGUUCCUUCCGAUGGAUGACGAUAUCAUUGACAUUGACGACGACCAAACGGAACAACAAGCCAUUGUCCCUGACACCUUCAUUCCCGAAUCUGCUCCAACUACGAUAACAGCAGCAGAAACUACAACAACUACACCGCCACCAUCCCACCCUAUCGCUUCCGAUUAUGAAAAUUCAGCAGCGACGCCAUGGACAGCCGAUCAUGAUCCAGACAUGGACGAGGAAUCGCGAGCAUUGAUUGAACAAAUGCUAGCUGAAGAGCAAUAUUAUUAUGGUACAGACACUAUAUCCACGUUACCAAAUACUUUAAAGACCACGAAAUCCAAGACAACGACGAAUAAACGAAAAGCUUCAACAACCAAUGCCUCAAAGAAACUAAAGACUGAACCAUCGAUAUCGUCGGCAUCAUUACCGUCACACAAGACACGUUGGACGCCGGCAGAAGACAAUAUAUUACGAACUGCUAUAGAACUACAUGGAUAUGGCAAUUGGAAAGCUAUUGCGACACAAGUCAAAACACGGAAUUCUCUCCAGUGCAAAAACCGCGCACGCCACUGGGUCUUGUCCGAUAAGCUUGAAAAGCAAUCAGUAUCACCAACUUCAUCAUCAACAAAUGCGCCAUCAUCACCAUCACAGCAGCAACAUGUUACAAUCAAAGAGGAAGCUCAAGAUGAAGAAGACGAUGAAGAGGACGAAACAAGCAAAGCGAUGGUGCAGCCCACUAAGACAGAGGAAUAUCAAUAUGACGAUGAAGAUGACGAAGAAAUUUCGGUUGAGGACAGUGACACGCCGCCGCUAUUAUCCAUGGAAUUACCUAUUCUAAGUCCUGAUAAAGAUAACGAAGAAGAAGAGGACAUGCAUGAACAGAGAAAAGAGCACCAGGAAACGCUUGAUCAGGAUAUGGAUGAUGGGGAGGAUGAUGAGGUUGGGGAUGAUGAUAAUAACAGCAAUUACAACGACGACAAAACUCAACAACAGAUGAUUCCAAUGGAACAAGCAUAUGAUGUGUUUUCUGCUGAUCACACCAUCCAGGAAACAGUAGCAACAACAACGAAUGACGAGCCAGACAACCUUAAAUUAGCCAAGGCUGAAGAGGACAACGUGACACAAAAACCGGAAGAUCCCGCAAUUCAGGGACCACCGCCCGAUCCACAAGUACACGCAUCAUCGCCAUUAUCAUCUUCUACUUCGGAUGCAGCAGUCCCCUCAUCACCGGUAACAGUAGCGCCAGCUACGACAGAAACAGUGGUGAAGCCAGAGAUGGAAACAGCAGGAGCAGAGACAGAAGCGACAAUACCCCAAACGGAUACGAGUACAUUGUUUGACAAACACACGAUCUCUGAGGAGGAGCAACAAAGCAAUCCCGAAUGGUUCAGCAACAAGCAUAGCAAGACGCCCGACCGGUACCUCAAGAUCCGGAACCAUAUUCUUCAGUGUUGGCGGGAAUGUCAGCCACGCUACUUGACUAAAACAAGCGCACGGAAAGGACUUUCCAAUUGUGGUGAUGUGAAUGCCAUCGGUCGCGUGCAUGCUUAUUUAGAAAACGUCGGCGCCAUCAACGUGGGUUGUGUUAACAAUGCACCCCGACAGCCGCCGAAACGGACGCCUCGUGAAGCACCCGCACCAGGAACAGCAGCAGCAGCAGGAGCCGCCCAUGACGAAACACUCAACGACGAUAUGUUCGCUGCUGCAGAUCUGGUCAUUGGAUACGACGGACCCAGGAAGCGAAAAGUACGAAACGAACUUGGCGAAUGGGUGGAUCCCAAAGAGUUGGAAGGUCGCGUCAUUGAGCAUGGGAAGAAGGAAAUUACACCACCUUCGAGGCCUAAACGAGUCAUCAAGCGACCACACCAUCAUUUCGAUGGCAGCGGCUAUGAUCCAUUUCGGCUGGUUCCACUGGAAUACUAUGAUGAUGAAUACCCGGCUCCAUUUAUCGUUGACAUCACGAGUGAUGCCUUGCUUAUCAUGGACUUUCAUUCUCAUUUGGCACACACGGAAAUCAUUGGCUUGUUGGGUGGUAACUUCGUGGAUAACGAGCAAGGAGGUAAUAGCAGUGGUGGUGGCAACCAAAAGGUCCUUAAAGUACAAAGUGUAUUUCCAUGUAAAAGUACAAGUACUGGUAUCCAGUGUGAAAUGGAUCCUGCUUCCGAGAUGAAGGCGCGUGAGGUCUUUGCAGAAAAAGGGUAUAGUGUCGUCGGUUGGUACCAUUCCCAUCCUACAUUUGAACCGCAUCCAAGUAUACGGGAUAUCGAAAACCAAACAUCAUACCAGACUCUAUUCCGUCAUGAAAAUACGGGCGAUGAACCAUUUAUCGGCGUCAUUGUCACUCCUUACGACACUGAGACUGUUAGCGACCACUCCAUAAUACAGUACAUUCAUAUCAGUCCGCGAUGGAAUGAAUCUGCCCCAUUCCGCGUUCCGUACGCAUGUAAAAGAAUGGUUUAUCAAAGCGGGCAGGUCUCGCCACAGGUAUUUCAAGAAUUUUUAAAACUGGUUGGAGAAUUCAAGGAUUAUGAACAUAAAGUAAACAUGCUACACCCAUUUACUGGGUCACGAACACGAUUGGACAAGUUGUUGGAUUCUAUACGAGCCAACCUAUUUUUACCGGCUGAUCAAGUGACAGAGUACCUGGAGCGGGUACGGCAGCUGAUGCUGAGUCAAUUUGUUACCGAUACCAUCAAAUCAAGCAGUUUAUCACCGAUUAAUGAUGACGGUCAUAGCAAUGAUAACAACAUCCUUAAUGAUCAUGAAACUUCCACGACUACCGCUGCUGUUAUAGCUGAAGCUGCAAAUCCCUCACCAUUACUAUCGUCAUCAUUACCGUUACCCGAAACGAAUAAUAACAGUGCUGCUAGUAGUAAUAGUAGUAAUAGUAGCAGUAGUAGUAAUAGUAAUGAAACGCAUACUCCUGCAUGAUUUUGAGGAGAAAUAUCUUUGCC
Zychaea mexicana is the source of this 3175-nucleotide messenger RNA. RefSeq lists its product as uncharacterized. Bases 249 to 3152 code for a protein of 967 amino acids. Gene Ontology annotation, cellular component: BRCA1-A complex; BRISC complex. Gene Ontology annotation, molecular function: metallopeptidase activity; polyubiquitin modification-dependent protein binding. Lineage: Eukaryota; Fungi; Mucoromycota; Mucoromycetes; Mucorales; Lichtheimiaceae. The transcript has 15 exons. Gene Ontology annotation, biological process: double-strand break repair. The record is from RefSeq and is a predicted model, not a curated record.